This is a messenger RNA of Carica papaya (papaya), 618 nucleotides long. NCBI's taxonomy places the organism in Eukaryota, Viridiplantae, Streptophyta, Magnoliopsida, Brassicales, Caricaceae. The record is from RefSeq and is a predicted model, not a curated record.
GUGAAUAAUGCAGGGAUUUCCGGAGCCCUAGUGGACAAUGAAUCUCUAAGAGCUGCAGCACUUGGCAAGGUGCGUAGUCAUCAUCUAAGUAAUGCUGAUUAUACUUAUGAAUUAGCGGAAGAAUGUUUUCAAACAAACUAUUACGGUGCAAAGAGAAUGUGUGAAGCAUUUAUUCCUCUGCUUGAAUUAUCAAAUUCACCCGGGAUUGUUAAUGUUUCUUCAAUGAUAGACAAGUUAGAGAAUCUAUCAAAUAAAUGGGCAAAAGAAAUGUUAAGUGAUGCAGAAAAUCUUACAGAAGAAAAAAUUGAUGAAGUAUUGAAUGCGUUUCUAAAAGAUUUUAAAGAAGAAUCGUUAAAAUCUAAAGGUCGGCCUUCUUUUUCUUCUCCAUAUAUAAUGUCAAAAGUAACAAUGAAUGCAUAUACGAGGAUUCUAUCAAAGAAAUAUCCGUCAUUUUGUGUUAAUACUGUUUGUCCUGAAUUUGUCAAAACAAAUAUUAGUAAUAAUAUCGGCAUCUUAUAUCCGGAAGAAGGCGCCGAAAGUCUUGUAAAACUAGCAUUAUUGUCUGAUGGUGGUCCUUCUGGUCUCUUUUUCAUUCGUAAAAAAGAGUCAUCAUUUUAA